This is a messenger RNA of Lolium perenne, 1179 nucleotides long. NCBI's taxonomy places the organism in Eukaryota, Viridiplantae, Streptophyta, Magnoliopsida, Poales, Poaceae. The record is from RefSeq and is a predicted model, not a curated record.
AUGGCAACAGCAAAAACUGAACACAAGAAAGAGGAAACUCCAAGUUCAUCUGGAAUGAAAACUACAACCAGUAGCAUCCCAAGUUCAGCAAAUUUCGACCCAAUGAACAGGAAACUAAACUUCGACAGCACAGAAUCUGAAAGGAGAAUGCACGCAAUGAGGAUGGCUCCGGACCCACCACCUUUUGAUCUAAGCACACCACCAGAAACUAAUGAUCAAGAUGAAUUAGUCGUCAACGAAGCUAACAAAGAAGUGGAGAUACAAGAAGCAGAAGCUGUGGGUGCAGAACCAAACAUCAAGAAUACAUCAGAUGCAUCAAGGAGCAAAACACCUGUGGUUCAUGAAUAUCAAAAGAGAAAUGUCAAGAAAGGCCACUUAGCAAAAUCUCCAUUCGUCAACCUAGAAUCCAAGAAAAACUACAGUGUUUCCAAGUCAGUGGAAACUCUUUAUAACAUGGUGUGUGAGCAUGGAUGGAAGACUACCUCACCGACGAAUAAAGAAAUAGUCAUUGAUACAACAAAUUACUAUUGCAACCUCGGGCAGUUGGCAGAUUCAGUUGCACCAGGGAAGAUGUUGAUAAAUAUAGUAGCUGAGAUUGGAAUUCACAUAAUGACAAUGGAGAACAAAAAUCCUAAGAAACACAUAAUGCCACUACGUGUUGCUAAAUACCUCAUUGAUUCCCGAUAUGAUUUAAAAGAUGUUACAAGGUGUUUUGAGAACAGCCCAACCAAUAGACUUGAUCACAAAGAAAUUGUUUGUUUCCCGACAUUCGAGAAGUGGGCACGAACACCUACAAAUGGUUCUGGUCACUACUGGCUGGUUGUUCUUAAUGUAAGUGCAGAAAGAUUUGAGAUAAUUGACUCGUUAUCAUCAAAGAAAAAGGGGGAAGCUCUUAUGAUGGAAGCAUGUCACAUGCUCAUAGCGGGAAUCAAGGUUAUGUGGAAAAGAGAGUAUGCAAAAUCAAAAGUGCAAAUCGCGAAUUGGCCAAUAGAAGUUAUUGACAGUCCUCGUCAAACAAACACGUACGACUGCGGUUUCUUUAUGUUGAAGAACCUUGAGGAAAAACAUGGAAGGAUGGUUUCAUCAUUCACACAGAAGGACUUGCCAAACAUCAGGGAACUGUACACUGACAAAUGGCUCCGCACGGAGAACAAAGCACCUUGGGGCUUAUAUAUCUAG